Bombyx mandarina (wild silkworm) is the source of this 7817-nucleotide messenger RNA. It is a transcript of the gene Ubr3, whose product is annotated as Ubr3 ubiquitin ligase. Gene Ontology annotation, cellular component: cytoplasm; ubiquitin ligase complex. Gene Ontology annotation, molecular function: ubiquitin protein ligase activity; zinc ion binding. Lineage: Eukaryota; Metazoa; Arthropoda; Insecta; Lepidoptera; Bombycidae. The record is from RefSeq and is a predicted model, not a curated record. Gene Ontology annotation, biological process: ubiquitin-dependent protein catabolic process via the N-end rule pathway; protein ubiquitination.
AAACGGACGUAAAACGAGUUGUUUCUGAAUUGCAUAUUUUCAACCAAACGAAGGGAAUUAAUAUUUUUCUUUCUUUCAUCAUUCAGUUUCAUUUCAUAUUAAGUCGCGCAAACGCUUCUCUUUCGUUCUUUAAAGUGUUUCUUAAACGAAAGCAUGGUGAACCGUGACUUCGUAACCGAGUACAGUUCAUUGCCUUAUGUAAAACUUGAAAUGGCUUUUCUUCCUUGAGUGACCGAAUUAAAUAGUGACUUAUGUGUUUCAUGUGAUCUCUAUUGGUUUGUGAAGCGGUCUAAGUGUUACAAUGGCUAAUUCAACGGCUCAAGUGUUAAUGAAGAAGGGUAAAAGGGGGGCAGCCGCUUACAUACAUGCGGACUGCUCCAGCGGAUCACCACAGCACUUGGGGCCACUUCUAGACGUUCUGCUGAACCCUAGCAAGGCUAUAGACGAGUGGGAGACCAUUGACUGGUGUCGGUGGCUGCUGGCUGGAGGUAGAACACCAGAUGAAUUCGCUGCAGUCGUGCGAAGCUACGACAAACAUGACAAGUGCGGCCUAGUGUGGAUACCGCGCGUGGUCGCCUACCGCUGUCGGACGUGCGGUAUAUCGCCCUGCAUGUCCAUUUGCAGAGAAUGCUUCCACCGAGGCGAUCACUCCACGCACGACUUCAACAUGUUCUUAUCCCAGGCCGGUGGCGCCUGCGACUGUGGUGAUAAGUCCGUCAUGAAGGAAGACGGAUUCUGCAGUAACCACGGUAAUAAAUGUCCUCGGCCCGGCACCGUUCCCGCGGAACUGAUGUGUGUUGCUGAAGCGAUGAUGCCGCGGCUCAUACUACGGCUGCUCCAGCACUUCAGGGAGAACAGCAGUGGAAGCCAAACCAAUUCAGACCGGUGUCGUAUUGCGGUUCAAGAGUGCGAGGGCUACGUUCAGAUGUUGAUGGAGUUCAAUAACAUGGGUGACCUCAUGCGUUCGGCCAUGACUAAGGCGCUUAUUAACCCACAGAUGUACAGGAAUCUUGUGGUUCCACCAUUCCCGGACACGGAGUACGGGGCGUACAUGGCGGAGUCACACCACAUGUACGAGAGGGCGUUAGAUCUGUUCCCAGCACCGGAGCCGCCUGACGAGUACUGCCACCUGCCGGCGCUCGCGCCUCGACUGACGCACAACACGCUGUUGGAAGAAUUCAUAUUCUGGACUUUCAAAUACGAGUUUCCGCAGAACGUGGUCUGCUUCUUGCUGAAUAUGUUGCCCGACCAGGACUACAAGGAGCACCUGACGCGCACGUUUGUGCUGCACUACGGGCGCAUCCCGCUGGUGCUGGAGGCGGCCGCCGACCCCGACACGCUGUCCAACCGCGUCGUGCACAUGUCCGUGCAGCUGUUCUCCAACGAGGCGCUGGCGCUGCGCUGCGUGCAGCACCUGCACCUGCUGCACGUCAUGGUGCUCUCGCUGCGCCUCAUGAUGGCCAAGAUCCUCGUGCAGAACACGCUGCACGACCCCCGCCGCAACUACCACCGCGUCAUCGACUGCACGCAGAAGGUCAUGAAGGAGCACUGCUACUGGCCACUCGUGUCCGACUUCAACAACGUGCUGUCGCACAAGAGCGUCGCGCUGCUGUUCCUGCAGGACGACGCGCUCAUCGACAUGUGGUUCGAGUUCCUGUCCAUGCUGCAAGGCAUGAACGUGAACGUGCGCGAGACCGGCGGGCACAUCGAGUUCGAGCCGUCGUCGUACUACGCGGCGUUCUCGUGCGAGCUGGAGGCGGCCGCGUACCCCAUGUGGUCCGUGCUGUCGCACCUGACGGCGCCCGAGCACGCCCCGCUGGCGCGCCGCAUGCUGGGCGCGGCGCUGGGCAGCCUGCGCGCGUGGCUGGGCGCCGUGCAGUGCACCGAGCUGCGCCCCGAGCGCGACGCCGCCAUGCGCGCCUCCUUCCACUUCCCGCUGCACCGCUACCUCGCCGCCUUCCUGUGCGCCGCCGUGCGCUGGAUGGGCGUGCGCGCCGCCGACGUGCUGCCGCCCGCGCCGCUGCUCGCGCUGCUGGCCGCGCACCCGCUGCGCGUGCAGAGUCUAUUCUACGAGAUCCUGGCUGGAGUUUGGGUCAGGAACGGCCUCCAGAUCAAAGGCCAAGCGAUGACCUACAUCCAGGCGAACUUCUGCAAUUCGAUGGUCGACAUGGACAUCUACUGGCUGCAGAUAUGCGCCGCCCACCUGCCGCCGGACCAGUUCAUGGACAUGUGCAUUGACAUGUUCGGAGUCCGGGAGUGGUUGAGCAUGCUGCCCAUGUCGCCGGUGCAGGCGGCCGAGCAGGACGCCAUGGUCGAGGGCCUGCUCACGUUCCUGGCGAUACUGGUCUCCUCCAGGACCAACCUGGGCAACGACGAGCUCACGCAGUCCCGGCUGGAGGUGAGCACGCUGCUGGCCGCCGGCGACAAGACGCACUCGCAGCUGCUGGAGCUCAUGCCCGAGCGCUCCGGGAACGCGCACACCAAGAACUUCGAGACCGUGCUCAAGGAGCUGUCCACGUACCGGCCGCCGCCCCGGGGCUCCGAGAACCUGGAGCAGGGACUGUUCGUGCCGCGCCCCGUCGUGUGGGAGCAGUACUACGACCCGCUGCACGUGCUGCGCCGCGCCGUGCACCGCCGCGACUUCCACGCCUCCAUGGAGCGCUACACGGCCUACGUCCGGGAGAAGAGGAAGGGAGCGGGCUCGGCGGCGCGCCUGGGCACGCUGUGGCCCCCCCUGCGCGCGCCGCCCGGCCCCGCGCCCCCCGGCGCCGGCGACCCGCGCGCCGUGUGCCGCAGCGGCGUGCUGCUGGGCGCGCUGCUGGCCGUUGCUGCACCGCGCCGUGCACCGCCGCGCCGCCGGACCACCGCCCCCGCACGCGCCGCCCGACCACCCGUGCUGGCGCUGGCGCUGCCACUGCUGGACGCGGGGCGGCUGGCCGCCCGGCGCCGGCCCGCCGGACCCGCGCAAGCCGCGGUGCUGCAGCGCGAGGAGGGCGCGGCGCGCUGCGUGUCGGGCGCGGCGCUGCUGCGGGCGCUGGGCGGCGCGUGCCCCACGCAGGCGGCGUGCACGCGCGUGCUGGCCGUGCCGCGCCCCGCGCCCCGCCCCGCGCCGCCCGCGCACUACGCGCCCGUCGACAGCGACACGGAGUGGGAGUCCUCGGAGCUGGAGCCGGCGCUGCUGUCGCUGCCCACGGCCCCCAGCACGGCGCUGGCGGUGCCCUCGCCGCGACAGGUGGCGCGCGGGGACUCCAUGGCGGAGGACCGCUCCGACGACGCCGACGUCAUGCCCUACGUGCGCGCACUCGAGGGGAUCAUGGAGGACGAGAGCCGCGCCCUGGUGCUGCAGGACUCCGAGAUGAGCCUCGCGCUGCCCGCCGGCCCCCCGCGCGCCCCCCCGCCGCACCGCAUCGACUACGACACGGAGGGUCCGGAGUGGGACGACGCCCCCGCGCUGCCCGCCCCUCCACACUUCGACCUGCCGUCCACCAGCAACCACGACACGCAGAUGGAGCUGCAGAACCAGACGGAGGAGGACUCGAUACCCGUGAACGAGUCCAUAAUAUCGUUGCUGCUGAAGUUGCACUCGCAGCUGUCCGGCCGCCUCGACUCCUUCAGCCCCGACGAGCCCGCGCCCGCCGCGCACGAGCCCGUCGGCGACGGCCCGUUCUGGAUCGGGCGCGUGCUGCGGCGCAUGUGCAGCCUGGACCCGCGCUGCCGCCAGCACGUGCAGCACGUGCGCGAGCAGCUGUGGCCGCAGCAGCGGGAGCGCCACGCCGAGCACCUGGCCAGGGAACGCGCAGAGAAGGAGGAGCGGUCCAGGCGAGCUCGCGAGCGGCAGGAGCAGGUAAUGCGCGAGUUCGCCGCGCGACAGCAACGGUUCCUGUCCAGCAUGCGCGACAUGGACGACGAGGAGUGGGUCGAGGAGCCGCUGGAGCCCGACUACACCUGCGUCAUCUGCAACACGUGCGCGCCCGCCUCCGCCGCCGACCCCGUGGGGCUGGUGGUGCUGGUGCAGGCCAGCAGCGUGCUGGCGCACCGCGCGCCCGCCGGCUGCGAGCCCGCGCGCCUGCCGCUCACCGAGCCCGACCGCGCCCGCCUGCGCGCGCACCGCGACCGCACCGCCGGCCAGCACCAGGCGCGCGUGCUGGACGAGCUGCGCCAGCACUUCGACGGCGCCGGCGUGGACUCGUGGGAGGGCGGCGUGCACGUGCAGUCCUGCCAGCACCACCUGCACCUGCGCUGUCUGCACGCCUACCUGCGCGCCCUGCACGCGCCGCGCCCGCACAACCUGCACGUGGAGCGCGGCGAGUUCCUGUGCCCGCUGUGCCGCCAGCUCGCCAACACCGUGCUGCCGCUGGCGCCGCGCCCCGCCCGCCCGCCGCGCCUGCCGCUGCCCGCCGCGCUGCCCGAGCCCGCGCCGCAGCCGGCGCCCACGAAGCUCUCGGAAGCGAUGGGGAAGGCCAUGGAGGACAUCACGGCGGCCGCGGGGGGCAAGCUGAAGCAGCGGUACGGGUCCUCGCCCGCCGACAUCUUCGCCUUCGUCACGUCCCUGGUGCGGACCAACCUGGAGUGCGAGCUGGUGCAGCGAGGAGGGACCCUGCUCACCGCGAGCGCGCCCAGAUAUAAACCUAGAAAUGAGUGUAUAGUGCCGCUGAUGGUGGUGGCGGGCUUCCACAGCCGCGUGCUGAGCGCGGCGGGCGCGGGGCUGGGCGUGGCGGACACGUGGCGCCUCGUGUCGCCGCCCCCCGCGGCCCCCGCGCCCGCCGGCCCCGCCCCCGCCCCCGCGCUGGCCCCCGCGCCGCCCAGCGACGCGCGCCCCGUGCCCAUCCUGCUCAAGGACCCGCUGGACCUGCUCAUACAGCUGCUGCUGGUGGCGCCGCCCGACCCGCCGCACGUCGACAUACAGGACUUUAAUCUGAUCGUGCGGCAACUGUACACCCUCACGUACUAUCAAAUAGUAUGUCAGUUUUGUGCGAACGCGACGCCAGAGGAGAGGGCGGCGCUGGCGGCGGGGGGAGGGGGCGACGAUGACGUCAGGACCAACGCCAGGGUCGUGCUGGCCGCCCUCGCCGACUCCGAGCUGUUCACUGAGGACGGGCCACCCGCGCAGGAGCAACCCGCGCCCAUGGACUUCGAGAAACUUGAAGAAGAGUUGAAGCGGUUGUCGCUGCCGUUCCUGCGCGUGUGCGCCCUGCUGCGGCACCACAUGUACGGCGCCGCGCUGCCGGACGUGGCGGCGCCCGAGCAGGAGUACGCGCGGCUGGCGCAGUACCUGGACCUGGGCGCGGCGGGGCGGGGCGCGGCGGGGCGGGGCGCGGCGCGCGGCUGGGCGCGGCAGCUGGGCGCGGCGGCGCAGCGCUCGCAACUGGGCCUGCGGCGGCUGCUGCGCGCGCAGCACGUGGAGUGGGCGCCGCCCGCGCUGCUGGCGCUGCCGCACGAGUACGACCGGCUGUUCACGCACUACCACGAGCGCGUGUGCUCGCAGUGCGGCGCCGCGCCCAAGGAGGCGUCCGUGUGCCUGGCGUGCGGCACGCUGGUGUGCCUGAAGGCGGCGUGCUGCCGGCGGCACCAGGUGGCGGAGGCGGUGCGGCACGCGGCCCACUGCGGCGCCGGCACCGCCAUCUUCCUGGUCGUCACCUCCACCUACAUUAUCGUCAUCCGCGGCCGCCGCGCCUGCCUGUGGGGCAGCCUGUACCUGGACGACUACGACGAGGAGGACCGCGACCUCAAACGCGGCAAGCCCCUGUACCUCAGCCGGGACCGGCUCGAGCUGCUGCAGGCACAGUGGCUGGCGCACAGGUUCGACCACACGAAGCGGACCUGGGUCUGGCACCGGGACUCGCUCUAGGACGUCGCUCCCCGCGUGCUGCCCGCAUAAACUGUUACUGCUAGCGUUAGAAGUAUAACGUUGCCGCGCGGCCCCGCCCGACCGAGGCGCAGUCGGCGCGGCGUGUGUAACAACAAUAAUAUUAAAGUCACAUUAUUAUUAGAGAUAUUUACAACAAACCAUAUUUUGUAUAAAAGAGACAAAAUGCUAUAGAGUAUUUAGUUAAAGAGACAAAAAAAUAUUUAUAAUUAAUUCGUGCCUUCUCAUUGACAAAUGUUUGACCGUACCGCGCUAGGGAUCUGUUACUCAUUGAUAAUAUUAUAAAGCUAUUUUCAUGCUGUUGUACUUACACAUUGACAAGUUGUUAGAAUGUAUAACUACUAGUGGCGGGGCGCGGCGCGGUCCGCGGGCGCCCCCCACUUGUCUGUAUGGCCUUAGUUUAUCAUCUCAAAGAUGGAUAUUAAUAUAUUCGUUCGAAAAUGUUGUGCUAUAUACUAUAUACACUGUAGAACACUAAAUCUGAAAUCUGUAAGUUCCCAAAGUGCGCCACCGGGACAGCAGCAACACCGGUCGCUUGACUUUGUACAUUUUGUUUGUAGUUUUUUGUAGAAUUCACAUCCUGUGUAGUUCCGCGCCGGGCUCGAUGCUCGCACAAUAUAUUAUUUGAAGUUAGUUUCGGUGCUGAUACCGACCGCAAUGCAAAUUUUUGGUCUCAUUAAAAUUUUCAUUGAAAUAACUAUAAAGGGAGUUCCUCCACCGCUGGACGCGCGCCCCGCCCGCGGGGGGUUGGGGGAGGGGUCGCUACCGGAGCCCCGGGGCGGCGCCGGGCGGCGCCGGGCGGAGGACGACCACAAUCCUUGUUACAAUCUGCCCGCGCGACCUUUACUCACAUUUUAAUUUGCAAAUCCCGUCCGUAGUGUGCGGGACGACUCGAGCGCAGCCUCUAUGUGCUAAAUUAGUUAUUUGUAAAUAUUAUAUACAAUUAUAUAUAAUUUUUGAGUGUGCUGGGAGUUGCAAGGGCUGUGAAUAUGUAAAUUUAUGUCUGUUGUCUUUUUUACUGUACUUAGCUGUAAAUGUAUUAAGUUAUUUUCUCAUAAUGUUUUUUUCGUCUGCAAUGCUUUCUAUGUUUGACAAAUAAUUAUCUGAUUUAUUUUGAGAUUGGUUCGACUUUUAAUUUAUCUGUAGAAACGUUUUUUUUUCUUAAUGAGAAAUUUUGUUGUUCGGUUCUAGCUUAUCGUUGGACAAAUAAAUGGAUUCAAACAUUGUUGAUGUAAAUGUGGCAACACUAAAAACCAGUGUUACCUGUAUUUAAAUUGCCUUAUUCUAAAAGUUUAAUCAUCUUAUUAUUUCUAAAACAUGGGAUCGAAAUAAAGACUUUUUUGUCGACACGCUUGAAAUGUCAAUAACAAAAUAAUCAAUUAACUUGAAAUCGUUCAAGAAUGUUGUUAUUUCCUUCCCGUGAACGCGCAACUACAAAGUUAUGGUAGAACAAUAUGAACCGAGACCGAGCAUUUUACAGGGAACAGUUCACCAUUAAAAUUUUAUAUAGAAACGAAUAGAUUCUGAAUUAAUCGAAGCAAUUAAAUAUAUUUUCUGAAAUCUGUUAAAAGUAUUGAUUAAACACACUGAAAGAUCGCAAGCAACGAGCUGUGUCGAUACGGGCGGCCGCGUCACGCGACUGCUGUGUGCUUAGUGCGAGUUUUUAACGUUCUCGAUAGCGUAAAAGUUAACUCAGAUUUGCAUGGAGUUGAAACAGCGCCUCUAGCGGCAAACGUAGGCAAACGUUCCAACUCCAUAGAUAAGUUUUACGCUAUCGAGAACGUUAAAAAACUCGCACUAAGCACACUUUUCGUAUAAUUUAAUAUAGCGCUUGCAAUCUGUCUGUGCGUUGACAUUAGUGAAACGCAAUCCUCGCUGCGCCGCGACAUCGAACCGUCAAUAUUAAUGUGUAUAUUGUUCUUGUAUAUACGUGAAUAAAGUUGUUGAUAUU